UGGUUGUCAAAGACUACAAAUGGAUGCUCUGAUUUUAAAGGAAGUAUAAUUUCAUUGCUGCGUUGUGUUGCUAGAGCACAAACUCAAGAAGAGGUAGAAGCAGCUAUUGAGUUACUAAGUUCAUCCAAGUUUUGGUUGGAUUACAGGUUUAACAGAUUUAAAAUAUAUAUAACAAAUUAUUGGUUAAGUAUUAAAGAAAAAUGGAUAUGGGCUUAUCGUCGCGAUCGAUUGUUGGUUGGUUUAAAUACUAACAGUGGGGUGGAAAGACAAAAUGAAUCCUUUAAAUAUUCUUAUUUGCAACAGCAUAAAAAUUCAUCUAUUACUAGUAUGCUAACCCUAUUAAUUGAAGAAUUUUUUCCAGACAAAUUUGAACAAUAUUCAGAAUCCAAUUUCAAAAUGAGUUGUCAGUACAGACGUUAUAGUAUGAAUGUACCUCAUUUUUUACAUAAUAAGCCACAUCAUUUUGUUAAACAUUGUUUACAGAAACAUAAUUUAGCUAGUAAUGCUGACCUAAAUGGAUUAAUUUUAGUAGACCAUGGAAUAUUUGAAGUAAAAAGUUUCUCAGAUGAAAGUAAAAGUUACAUUGUCAAUUUUAGCAAUGAAAACAACAUGCCAAAAUGUACUUGCAAUGAUUGGUUAAAAUCAGCUUAUCUUUGCAAACACUUUUUUUUGAUAUUUAGAAAACAUCCGCAUAAUUGGUCAUGGCAACCUUUAUCUUCUUUAUAUAGGGAAUCCCCAUUUCUAAAUAUUGACAUUAAAAAUGACUUGAUAUUAAAUCAAUCAAUUGUUUGUAAAUGCAACCAUGCAAAUAAACAUGUUCAAGUCAAUUCGUCAACCAAACUCAACGUCAUCAAAGUACAAUUUUCGAGGUAGCAGACACACCAAAAAACUUAAAGCACAACUUGUUUUAAAAAACAACUUCUCUUUACCAAAUUUGUGGUCAAACCACGGAACACUUGAAUCCAAAAUGAGGUGAAUUCAACAAAUAUAAAUAACUUCAAUUAUUGCAACCCUUUUGAGAAAAAAAUCGUAGUAAAAAUGUAACUGAUGGCAAUAUACUUGUGCUGACCUAUCAAAAUAUUUCAAUAUUUGAAGUGAGGGAAGCACAUAAUCAAUUGGUGCAUGAAUUUUUUUACAGACCAUGAAUUUUAAAUAAUACACUAUCAUCACAAAAUUGAAAUAAUAAAAAAGGGGAGUGAAAGAAGAGAUAUUAUGAUAUUAUUAACUUUUUAGAGGAUAGUAGAGGAUUUUAUAGGAGCUGUUAGCUAAAUGUAGAGGCCACCCUGUUAACGUAAAAUGUAAGCUUUAACGUAAAACGCAAAUUUGCACAGAACUCAGUGUUACAAAAAGUUAAACUGAGGUUAAAUGUUCAAUUUAAUAUGAAACUAAUUAUAUAAUCAUAUAUUAUUAUGAAAAUUUAAUAAUAAAACUAUAUAAUGAUAUGAAAUAUUAAUAUUAAUAAAAUAUAAAAUUAUAUAUUAACAUGAAAAAAAUACUUAAAUAAUAAUAUUAUUCCAUAAACUUACUCAAUAGAAAAGCAGUGUGUCCGUUAAACUGUUAAAUUGGCUGCCGAUUUUUUUUCUCUCUAGUUUUUUGGAUAGUAAAAAAAAAUGCAGUAAGCAGUGAACAAUCAUCAGAUGAUUUGUAAAUAAAGUGCAGGGUUCUUUUCAGGGUCAUUGGUUGCAAACAGAAAAUUUUUAAUAAAAAAAACAGGACUAUGGAAAUCUAAAAAACAAGAUUUUUUUUGGAAAA
Messenger RNA from Hydra vulgaris (swiftwater hydra), 1752 nucleotides. The record is from RefSeq and is a predicted model, not a curated record. Lineage: Eukaryota; Metazoa; Cnidaria; Hydrozoa; Anthoathecata; Hydridae.